UGUGAAAGGCCGCAGGAAGAUGGCGGCGGCCUUCAGCGGAGCUCUGCAGCUGACCGAGCUGGACGAUUUCAUCGGGCCCUCGCAGGAAUGCAUAAAACCAAUCAAAGUUGACAAGAAACAUGGGAAAGCAGCAGCUAAGAUCCAUAUUGAAGAUGAUGGAACUUACUUCCAAAUUGACCAGGCUGGAGGGUCACAAAAAUUGGAAAAGGCCAAAAUUACUCUCAAUGACUGUUUGGCUUGCAGUGGCUGCAUCACGUCGGCGGAGAGUGUCCUAAUCACUCAGCAGAGCCAUGAAGAGCUCUGCAAAAUGUUAAAUGCCAAUAAGGCAUCCAAUUCUCCCAAGAAACUGGUGGUAGUGUCUGUGUCUCCACAGUCCAGAGCUUCUUUAGCUGCAAGAUUCAAACUGACUCCUUUAGACACGGCCAAGAAGCUGACCGCCUUCUUUAAGAAUUUAGGGGUUCAUUUUGUCUUUGACACAACUUUCUCCAGGAACUUCAGUUUGAUGGAGAGUCAGCGAGAAUUUCUGCAACGUUUCCAGAGACGAGCAGAAGAUAAGAAGGCUUUGCCAAUGUUAGCUGCUGCUUGCCCUGGUUGGAUCUGCUAUGCUGAAAAGACUCACGGGACUUUUAUCACCCCACACAUCAGCACCACGAGAUCGCCCCAGCAGAUCAUGGGCUCCCUGGUUAAGGACCACUUUGCCAAGCAGCAGUGCCUAACCCCAGACCAAAUCUACCAUGUAACUGUGAUGCCUUGCUAUGAUAAAAAGCUGGAAGCUUCCAGGCCAGAUUUCUUCAUUCAAGAGCACCAAACUCGUGAGGUUGACUGUGUAAUUACCACAGGAGAAGUCUUAAAGUUGCUGGAUCAGGAGGGACUCUCCCUUCCUGAAGUGAAUUCUGUGCCUUUGGAUAGCAUGUUUGGCAGCCUUUUGGAAGAACAGCUCUUUGGCCAUUAUGGAGGUGGCUCUGGGGGCUACUUGGAGCACAUAUUCAAGUAUGCAGCAAAGGAGCUCUUUGGCAUUCCAGUGAAGGAACUUCACUACAAGAUCCUGAAAAACAAAGAUUUUCAAGAGGUGACGCUGGAGAAGGAUGGCCAGACUCUCCUGCACUUUGCCUUGGCAUAUGGAUUUCGGAACAUCCAGAACUUUGUGCAGAAACUGAAACGUGGAAAGUUGCCCUACCACUACGUUGAGGUGAUGGCUUGUCCCUCAGGGUGCUUAAAUGGAGGGGGACAGAUCAGAGCAGAAGGUGAAUCCAGCAAGGAUCUGUUCCAUCAUGUGGAGACACUGUAUGAAAUGGUCCAGCCAGAAGACCCCGAGAUGAACAAAGCUAUCAGGGACCUCUAUGUCCAGUGGCUUGGUGGCCCCACUUCUGCACAGGCUCAGAAGCACCUGCAUACACAUUACCAUGCUGUGGAGAAAGCCAGCACAGGCUUUAAUAUUAAGUGGUAAAGCUGCUCAGCAGAUCCUUUGCUGCUCCAGAUGA
Molecule: messenger RNA, 1481 nt
Organism: Candoia aspera
Lineage: Eukaryota; Metazoa; Chordata; Lepidosauria; Squamata; Candoiidae
Gene: CIAO3
Product: cytosolic iron-sulfur assembly component 3
Exons: 11
Coding region: 20-1447 (475 amino acids)
Biological process (GO): iron-sulfur cluster assembly
Cellular component (GO): cytosolic [4Fe-4S] assembly targeting complex
Source: RefSeq, a predicted model, not a curated record